Messenger RNA from Colossoma macropomum (tambaqui), 7732 nucleotides. RefSeq names its product ubiquitin protein ligase E3 component n-recognin 2 (gene ubr2). Lineage: Eukaryota; Metazoa; Chordata; Actinopteri; Characiformes; Serrasalmidae. The record is from RefSeq and is a predicted model, not a curated record. Gene Ontology annotation, molecular function: zinc ion binding; ubiquitin protein ligase activity. Bases 650 to 5920 code for a protein of 1756 amino acids. Gene Ontology annotation, biological process: ubiquitin-dependent protein catabolic process via the N-end rule pathway. Gene Ontology annotation, cellular component: ubiquitin ligase complex; cytoplasm. The transcript has 47 exons.
CAUUCCAUACAUAUCAAUAUAUAGAAACUCAGCUGCAAAAACAGUCAGCUUUGAAUUUGUUGUUUUUGUGAUGUCACAGAAACCAACACAUUUAUAUUUACUCAUCGUCCUUGAGGAGUUAAGCCCCCUUUUCAAGUUGUUAUUUAAAAAGAGUGUUUCAGGGCAAAGUGUUUUUUGCAUGAGGCAUCCAAUCAGAGGAAAAGUUAUUUAAAUAUGCAUAGACCUUAAAGGCACAGUAGCAAAAACAGUUCAAUUAAGUGGAACCUAUAAAGAGAAGUUGAUGAAUUAUGAAUGAUGACUGUUUUCGGUACAUUAAAGACAAAAUACAAGAACAAAAUUUGGGAUAUGGCUUCUUAAAAAAGUAGACUAAGCUGCUGAGCUUCUUUAAGUCAAAUUGAAUCUCUUUAUCCUGUGUUUAGCAGUGUUUUUGCCACAUAUGACCAAAGAGUACUAUGUUACUGUGCUAGUAGGCCAACAGAGUGUUACAUAAGGGAGGUGUCUACAUUCGGGGCUCGAUCUCCAGAGCGCCAGUGAUUCGUUGUGAGUCAACAACAGUUUGUCAGCUGAAAAGUUUAUCCAUUUCUUUUCGGAAGUUGAGCGAACGGCUGAUUUCCGCUUCCUUCGCCCGAGCUCCAGCAGUGAAGUGAAGAUGGCGGCGGCUGAAACUGAUCGUGAAGUCCCGUCUGCUCUCUGCAGCGAAUUCCUCAAUUUUUCAGCCAAGGACACCGCUGCGAAAUGGCUGCAGGCAAUCGAUCUGCCCAAAGAGGUCUAUCAGCACCUUGCUCGCUAUGUGCCCAAGAUAUAUUGUCUGGGGCCCAACCUGAACCCUCAGAGUGAAGACCUGCUAGCCCAGCUGCUUCUACAGGCUCCACUGGAGUGGUACCUCUGUGGGGAAGAGCCGUCACUUGGCCUGGCAAAGCUAGAACAGAGCAACCAACCUUCUCAACUCUGUGGCCAUGUUUUUAAAGUGGGGGAGCCCACAUACUCCUGCAGGGAAUGUGCAGCAGACCCAACCUGUGUGCUGUGCAUGCAGUGCUUUUUGGGCAGUGUACACAAAGAGCAUCGAUACAGGAUGACGACCUCAGGGGGAGGGGGCUUCUGUGACUGUGGUGACACAGAGGCCUGGAAAAAGGGCCCUUACUGUCAGAAACAUGAACCUAACAUCAGUGACUCCUCCCAGGAGGAUCCCCUUGCCAAUCUCUCUGCAGACAUGAUUGCACGUACAUACAAUAUCUUUUCUAUCAUCCUGAAAUAUGCUGUGGACAUGCUGACCUGGGACAAGGAAGAUGAACUCCCUCAAGGCCUUGAACCACCGGAACGUGGAGAUACUUAUUACUGCAUGCUGUUUAACGAUGAGGUUCACACUUAUGAGCAGGUCAUCUACACACUACAGAAAGCGGUCAACUGCACACAGAAAGAGGCUGUCAGCUUUGCAACUACAGUGGACAGAGAUGGGCGGAAAUCUGUGCGCUAUGGGGAUUUUCAGUUCUGUGAACAGGCCAAGUCUGUUAUUGUGCGGAACACAAGUCGUCAGACGAAGCCCCUCCGGGUUCAGGUUAUGCACUCCUCAGUGGUAGCUCACCAGUGCUUUGCUCUCAAAGCCCUCACCUGGCUUGGACAGAUCAUCAGAUACUCAGAUGCCCUGAGGAGGAUUUUGUGCCAGGUGGGACUGCAGAAAGGUCCUGAAGGAGAAAACUCUUCUCUAGUGGACACUCUCAUGCUCUGCGACUCAAAGAUGUGGAAAGGUGCAAGGAAUGUUUACCACCAGCUGUUCAUGAGCAGUCUUCUCAUGGAUCUGAAGUACAAGAAGCAGUUUGCUAUUCAGUUUGCAAAGAAUUACCAGCGCCUCCAGACAGAUUUUAUGGAGGACGAUCACGAGCGCUUAGUGUCAGUGACCUCUCUGUCAGUGCAACUCUUCACCGUCCCCACCAUGGCACGGAUGCUGAUCACAGAGGAGAAUCUGAUGACCACUAUCAUCCGCACUUUUUUGGAUCACUUGAGACAUCGAGACCUGCAGGGACGAUUCCAGUUUGAGCGCUACACUGCACAACAGGCCUUCAAAUUCCGCAGAGUCCAGAGCCUUAUAGGAGACCUCAAAUAUGUCCUGAUUAGCUGUCCAACAGAAUGGACUGACAAACUCAGGGAGAAGUUUCUGGAAGGACUUGACGCUUUCUUGGAGCUACUUAAGUGUAUGCAGGGUAUGGACCCAGUAGUACGACAGGUGGGGCAGCACAUUGAGAUGGAGCCAGAAUGGGAGGCAGCCUUCACAUUACAGAUGAAGCUCACACACAUCAUCUCAAUGAUGCAGGAAUGGUGUGCCAGUGAUGAGCGAGUGCUGAUUGAAGCCUAUAAAAAGUGCCUGACAGCGCUGACUCACUGCCACAGCGGCUUUACUGAUGGAGAGCAGCCUAUUACUCUGAGCAUGUGUGGACACUCUGUGGACACCAUCCGCUACUGUGUCUCCCAGGAGAAAGUCAGCAUCCACCUCCCAGUGUCUAGACUACUGGCAGGACUUCAUGUUCUCCUUAGCAAAUCAGAAGUAGCUUACAGAUUCCCUGAACAGCUACCUCUGAGUGAACUGAGCCCCCCCAUGCUGAUUGAACACCCGCUUCGCUGCCUUGUUCUCUGUGCCCAGGUGCAUGCUGGGAUGUGGAGGAGAAAUGGAUUCUCAUUAGUCAAUCAAAUCUACUACUAUCACAAUGUGAAGUGCAGAGUAGAGAUGUUUGAUAAGGAUCUCAUGAUGCUACAGGCGGGAGCCUCCAUGAUGGAUCCUAACCACUUCCUGAUGAUUGUACUUAGUCGAUUUGAGCUCUUUCAUAUCUUCAGCUCAGCAGACUGCAGGAAAAGAUACAACAGAGAGAGUGCCAACAAGGAUGUGGUCCAGCAGAACAGCACUUUGAUUGAGGAGAUGCUGCACCUCAUCAUAAUGGUUGUGGGUGAACGGUUUGCGCCAGGCAUUGGGCAAGUGGAGAACUGUGAUGAGCUCAAGAGAGAGAUCGUUCAUCAGCUUUGUAUUCGGCCAAUGGCCCACAGUGAGCUGGUCAAAGCCUUGCCUGAGAAUGAGAAUAAGGAGACAGGGAUGGAGAGAGUCAUUGACAGUGUUGCUUUGUUUAAGAAACCGGGAGUGACUGGCAGAGGGCUAUAUGAACUGCGGCCGGAGUGUGCCAAGCAGUUCAAUCUCUACUUCCACCACUACUCAAGAGCUGACCAAUCCAAGGCAGAAGAAGCCCAGCGAAAGCUCAAGAGGCAGAAUGGAGAGGACUCGGCUUUGCCGCCGCCGGUGCUGCCUCCAUUCUGCCAGCUGUUUGCCAGCCUGGUGAAUAUUCUGCAGUGUGAUGUGCUGCUAGGCAUGCUGGGAGCCGUGCUGCAAUGGGCUGUGGAGCCCAGUGGAGGACACUGGUCUGAGUCCAUGCUGCAGAGGGUUCUGCACUUGAUAGGCAUGGCUCUGCUGGAGGAGCAGCAGCAGCUAGAAAGCAGCUCUGAAGACAAUGAAGUCACCUUCAAUUUCACCCUCAAAAUCUCCCGCCCUGGCGAAGCUCCCAGCAACACUCCCAGUAUCCUGGCUCUGCUGGAGACCCUGCAGAAUGCUCCUCACCUGGAAGUGCACAAAGAUAUGAUCCGCUGGAUCCUGAAGAUGGUGGGCAGCAUUAAAACCAUGCGGGAGCGCACAGCUGCUGCACCUUCCCCUGAAGGAAGUGGACACUGCCAAGAACAGACGGUGCGGGAUAAAGACAAAGCAGAGAGGAAGAGGAAGGCUGAGAUGGCAAGACUGCGCAGGGAGAAGAUCAUGGCUCAGAUGUCGGAGAUGCAGAGGCACUUUAUCAACGAGAACAAGGAGCUAUUCCAGCAAAGCCUAGAGGAGCUGGACGCCUCUACCUCUUCGUCACAAGAACACAGCCCCAGUUCAUGGGACAGUGCUCUGGUGUGCGUGGGGCCACGACGGUGGCGUGCAGGCGGAGGCGAGAGAAGGCAGUUGGUAACGUGUAUCCUAUGUCAAGAGGAGCAGGAAAUCAGACCUGACGGCAGAGCGAUGGUGCUUGCAGCCUUCGUCCAGCGCUCCACAGUCAUGUCCAAAAACCGCAAGAGACCCCCUCACAACCCUGAGAGCUAUGAUCCCCUGUUCAUGCACCCUGACUUGUCCUUUGGUACACAUACGGGCAGCUGUGGACACAUCAUGCACUCUCACUGCUGGCAAAGGUAUUUUGAGGCAGUGCAGGCUAAGGAGCAGCGCAGGCAGCAGAGACUGAGGGUGCACACUAGUUAUGAUGUAGAGAAUGGAGAGUUCUUAUGUCCACUCUGCGAGUGUCUUAGUAACACAGUCAUUCCUCUCCUGCCUCUCACCAAGACCUCCUGCAGUAGUGAGCAACCAGGUCUGUCUCUAUGGCUGAAUACUACCUCUCAGCAGAUCAAAGCCUUGCACUCUGCUCAAAGGAAGGCCAAGCCCACAAAUGCUGCAGUGACAAGUGAGACCCAGACUGUGGAAGACUAUCCUCCCCCUGAGGGCUUCAGACUGGACCACACACCAGUGAACCCCUACUCCAGCUCCAUAAAGGAGAUGCUGACAACGUUUGGCACAGCGACAUAUAAAGUUGGCCUUAAGGUGCACCCAAAUGAGCAGGACCCUCGUGUGCCUAUCAUGUGCUGGGGCAGCUGUGCCUACACUAUCCAAUCCAUAGAGAGAUUGUUGGUAGACGAGGAGAAGCCUUUGUUUGGAAGUUUACCUUGCAGACAGGAUGACUGUUUACGUUCACUGGCCCGGUUUGGCUCUGCGUGCUGGUCCGUCUCUUCUCUUUCCACUGUGCAGAGUCACUUUAUUCGACUGUUAUCAGCCCUGGUUCCUGAUCCCCAGGUGGAGAAUUCUCCCUGUAUUGUGGAUGUGGAUAUGUUUCAUCUGCUGGUGAGCCUGGUACUAUCGUACCCAGCAGUGCACUGCCAGGACUCGUCAGGCCUUAGUGUCGAUGCUGCUCAGCUUCAUCUCCUUCACUUGGUCACUGUGGCUCAUCUGGUCCAGAUUCUGCUCACCUCUGUACCAGUGGAACUGACCAUGGAGCAGGAAAGUGGAGGAGUAGAGCGGGAGGAGGAAGAGAGUGUUGGUCUCCUCUAUAACACUCUGAAGACUCAUCUUGGCAGUGGCCUACACGAGAUGAGCUCAGGGUGGCACCUCUGGCGUUGUGUAAAGACUGGCAUCCUGCCCUUCCUGAGGGGAGCAGCUCUUUUCUUUCACCAUCUCAGUGGAGUGCCAGCUCCACCUGAGCUCCAAGCUCUUGGCGCAGGUGAAUGGGAGGCUUUAUGUACAUACCUUUGUCUGCCUCCCAACCUGCUACAGCUCUAUUAUAUUCACAAGGAAGUUUUGGAGCCUCUACUUCAGGGGUGGUGCUCUCAUCCAGUCAUGCGUCAGUGCCUCCAGGCUCCUAAAACCCUUAUAAGUUAUCCUAGAGAGUCUAAUAGGCUUAUUGAACUGCCAGAGGACUACAGUGCCCUCAUCAACCAAGCCUCUAGCUUCACCUGUCCUAAGUCAGGUGGGGAUAAGUCUCGUGCACCAACGCUGUGCCUGGUGUGUGGCACAAUGCUGUGCUCUCAGAGCUACUGCUGCCAGACGGAGCUGGAGGGAGAGGACGUGGGAGCCUGCACCGCGCACACCUUCGCCUGUGGAGCUGGUGUUGGCAUUUUCCUCAGGGUGAGAGAGAGUCAAGUUCUGUUCUUGGCUGGGAAAACUAAGGGCUGUUUUUAUGCUCCCCCGUACUUGGAUGACUAUGGAGAAACAGACCAAGGGCUCAGACGGGGGAACCCCUUGCACCUGUGUCGUGAGCGCUACAGAAAGAUCCAGAAGCUCUGGCGCCAGCACAGCAUCACAGAGGAAAUUGGUCAUGCCCAGGAAGCCAACCAGACUCUGGUUGGCAUUGACUGGCAGCACCUGUGAGGUCACUUUCGAUCCAAGAAUUGUUCUGCUAACACCAACCCGGGUAUCUGCACAUUUUCAGCAGAGGUUGCCACGGCAACACCACCUCUUGCACACUCCUUUCCCUCCUUCCUAUUUUCCUCUACUAGAGUGGACGAAUGCAUGUCUUUUUUCCUUUUCUGUGUCUUUAGGGAGGUGUUUUUCCCCCCUUAGACUUUGUUUCUCCUUUGAUAUAAAUACAUAUUUAAAAAUAAUAAUAACUAUAAUGAUAAAAAAAUGCUAUAGCCAAGGUAUUUAACUGCCUGCAAAGGCUUCUCUUGCAACAUAAAUUCUCAGAGUAACUUCUCCAUAGGAAUGCUAUUUAAUUUCUGUUUGUCCCAGAUACUAUUAAAUUAUUUUUAAGCUAGUCAACUCAAAUAUCGAUUUAUUGAACAGGUCUCCAAUUGCUUUAAACAACGCUGGUGUUCUCUUUGAAGCAAGCACAAUGUUCCUCAAUGACCCUUGGGUCUCAAUAGUAGCCAUAAUGGAUUGGCGCCAUCUUCAGGCCAUAUGGUCCUGCCCCCCCUCCCCUCCUUUCCCGGUCACUGCAAUAUCUCUGCUAAGGGCAGCCAGCUACAGAAUGCUCUGUGAAAUGAAUUCAAGCUAAUGUGAGUCCUGCGAGUGCCUGGGUUGUCUGGAUUUGAGCGCGUGUGCUGAGAGUUUGCGUUUUUGUAUGUGUGCGGCGGGCGUGUGUCCAGUGUGAUGGAUUUCUAUGGUUGUCUGUUUACGUGAAUUUGAUAUUUUUGCAACACCAGUGUCAGUUUUUCAUCCCACUUUUGUAAUGGGUUAUUUAUGUGUAUCUUUACAUGUAACUUAAGGGGUGUACCAUUUCAUCAUAGCUGACCUCCAUUUUGGAAAAGUCUUUUGAAUUUUGCUUUUGUGCUUGAGGAAGUUUAUUACACAUAGUAACUUCACUAAAGUUUGUUUUUCUUUACUCACACCCCCCCAAAUCUGGCAGUUUUAAGCGUUUGACCUGCAACAGCAGAGUUGUUCUGAAAAAUGAAAUCCUAACAAGUCCUACAGAUGUUACAGAUAAACUAACGACGGAAAAUCAUGAUUUGCCCUCGGAUGGACACUCCACCAUGUCUCAGCAUCAGGUUUCUAAUAUUAGCCUGUGUGUGUGUGUGUGUGUGUGUGUGUGUGUGUGUCUUUUGUGAUGGAAGUCAAGCCAGGAACUUCUUAGCAAAUGGAGUUGAACAUAAAUCAUGUUUUGUUACGAGAGAAAUUAUUCCUAUUAUUUUUAGACUAUGUCUAAAGGCUAAUUCUCAAAUUUUAAUCUCUUACAUAAAUUGUUUUCUUAUCUUGGAAGCUCAAAUAAGAAUUGAUGAAACAGCAACACGGCUUUGGGUUUAUGUAGUGCAGAGUACGACAAAGGAAAUGUACAUGUACUUUUUAGUGAUUACUGGCAGAAUUAUGGUUGGUUAAACACCAGAUGAAAUCAAAUUUUUUUUGAGAAAAAGAUCCUGUUCUCUCACAGGAUAUGACAUUGGAAGCUCAGACCAUGAUGUUGAAAAAUGGUGCAGUGUCCAUUCAAUCAGAGGACAGUUCUCACAUAGGAUACACACACACACACACACACACACACACACACACACACACACACACACACACACACUCAACAGGGUUCCCUGGGUUUCAGUGCUCUCAAAGUAGGCAUGUAUCCUGACACUUCUCGUGUUGCAGUUGCAUCAGUAUACGACAUCAAAGACAUAUUUGUUAAUAUGUGAAUUAUUGUAUAAAUGGGUACCUUGUAUUAUAUUGUAAAACAAAAAUUAAAUAAAUAAGAAAAGCUAA